AUGCAGAUGCUCACGAAGUUCGAGAGCAAAUCACCUAGAGUGAAGGGUAUCGCUUUUCACCCCAAAACACCACUCUUAGCUGCUUCGUUGCAUAAUGGUACGAUUCAAUUAUGGAAUUAUCAGAUGGGUACCUUGGUAGAUAGGUAUGAUGAACAUGAUGGUCCCGUUCGAGGAAUAUGUUUCCAUCCUACUCAACCUAUUUUCUGUUCCGGUGGUGAUGAUUACAAGAUCAAAGUUUGGAAUUAUAAGCAAAGGAAAUGUCUCUUCACAUUGACUGGACAUCUCGAUUACGUUCGAACCGUCUUCUUCCACCGAGAAUACCCAUGGAUCAUCUCAGCCUCCGACGAUCAAACAAUCAGAAUCUGGAAUUGGCAAUCUAGAACAUGUAUUGCUAUUUUAACAGGACACAACCAUUAUAUCAUGUGCGCUCAAUUUCACCCUUGGGAUGAUUUGGUUGUCUCGGCAUCGAUGGAUUUGACCGUCCGAGUGUGGGAUAUCUCCGGUCUGAGGAAGAAGAACCAAGCUUCCCAAGCACCCAUGUCGUUCGAAGAACAAAUGUCACGAGCCAACCAGAACCAAGCCGACCUCUUUGGUAAUACCGAUGCGGUCGUCAAAUACGUGUUAGAAGGACACGAUAGGGGUGUGAAUUGGGCAUCUUUCCAUCCUACUUUACCAUUGAUCGUCUCAUGCGGUGACGAUCGACAGGUGAAACUUUGGAGAAUGUCAGAAACCAAAGCUUGGGAAGUUGAUUCUUGCAGAGGUCAUUUCAACAAUGUCUCAAUGAGUAUGUUCCAUCCCAGACACGAGCUUCUCCUUUCGGCCUCGGAAGAUAAGACGAUUAGAGUAUGGGAUAUGACCAAACGUACGGCCGUACAGACUUUUAGAAGGGAACAUGAUAGGUUCUGGGUGUUGACUGCUCAUCCGGAAUUGAACCUUUUCGCUGCUGGUCACGACAACGGUCUGAUCGUCUUCAAACUCGAACGUGAACGACCUGCGUUCUCUCUAUCUGGAAACCAAUUGUUCUACGUCAAGGAUAAAGUCAUUCGAAUGGCCGACUUAUCGACCGGUACCAAUCAAGGUAUCUGCAGUGUCAGAAAACUCGGUUCCCAAUGGGUACAACCUAGAACAUUGAGUUAUAACCCCGCUGAACGAGCUGUAGUCGUUACUUCACCUUCAGAAAACGGUACAUACGAAUUGAUCACUUUACCUAAAUCUUCUGCUCCUUCCGCAUCGGAUGGUAAAGAUGUUCCAUCAGAUGGCAAGAAAGGUAAUGGAAUCUGUGCAAUUUUCGUUGCAAGGAACAGAUUGGCAGUACUUGACAAGGCUACUCAAAAUAUCGAAAUCAAAGAUCUUUCCAACUCGAUCACUAAAACUGUGAAAUGUCCCGUCCAAACCAAUGAGAUCUUCUAUGGUGGCACCGCAUCGCUCCUACUUGCUACUCCAACUUCAGUCGUUCUCUUUGACAUACAACAGCAAAAGGUUUUGGCGGAAAUUAGUACACCACCUGUGAAAUAUGUCGUUUGGAGCACUGAUGGAAACAUGGUUGCUUUGUUGAGUAAACACACAAUCACCAUCGCCAACAAAUCCCUCACCCAGAGUGCUUUGAUCCACGAGACCAUCCGAAUCAAAUCCGCUGCUUGGGACGAUAGUGGUAUCCUCAUCUACACUACUUUGAACCAUAUCAAAUACGCUCUUCCUCAAGGCGAUAACGGUAUCAUCAAGACUCUUGAACAACCAGUCUAUCUGACACGAGUCAAAGGUCAAAUCGUGCACUGUCUCGAUCGAACUGCUAAACCUCGAACUAUCACAAUCGAUCCUACAGAGUAUCGAUUCAAACUUGCUUUGGUCCGAAAGAACUAUGAUGAGGUCUUGCAGAUCAUCCGAAGCUCUAAUCUCGUCGGUCAAAGUAUCAUUGGGUAUUUGCAAAAGAAGGGAUACCCCGAGAUCGCCUUGCAUUUCGUACAAGAUCAACAAACUCGAUUCGACCUCGCUAUUGAAUGUGGUAAUUUGCAAGUGGCCUUGGAGAUGGCUAGAGCAGUUGACAGAGAAGAUGUAUGGAAUAGACUUGGUGCAGCGGCUUUACAACAAGGUAAUCACUCGAUUGUCGAAACCGCUUAUCAAAAAGCCAAAAACUUUGACAAACUCUCUUUCCUCUACCUGAUUACUGGUAAUACACAGAAGCUCAGCAUGAUGCAAGUAAUUGCUCAGAAGAGAGGUGAUAACAUGUCUCGAUUUCAAAACUCCCUAUACCUCGGCGACAUCCAAGCUAGGGUAGAAGUUCUUAGGGAAACUGGACAAUACCCUCUCGCUUACUACACUGCCAAGACCAAUGGUCUCGAUGAUACUGCUUUGGAAAUCCUCGAAGAAGCUGGUAUGACCGAGGAAGACUUACCACCUCCACCUCAAAACUCAGGACAUUCAUCACUUGCUCCACCACCUAUUGUUUUCCCUCAAUCCGACUCUAACUGGCCGAUCAAGAACCUCGGAGAAUCAUUCUUCGAUCGGGCUUUGGCGAAUGGGGGAGUUGAUGGACUCGUAGGCGAAUCAUCCGGUAUAGAAGGUGGUGAACAGCUUGAUGCUUGGGCUGCGGACGUUGCGAUUGAUGAUGGUGCCGAUGGUGAAAGUGUAGAGGAAGGUGAUGAAGAUGAAGGAUGGGAUCUCGACGCUGAAGUUAUCGCUCCACCCGAAGAAGAGGUCGCUCCGGAAGAAGAAGCGGCAGAAGCUGAUUUGUCAGAAGGUGUAUCUCCCGGUAUAAGUGAAGAUGAGUUGUGGAUUAGGAAUAGUCCGUUGGCUGCCGAUCAUGCGGCAGCUGGAAACUUUGAGUCAGCCAUGCAGCUACUCAACAGGCAAAUCGGUGCCGUCAACUUCCAACCUCUCAAGUCAUAUUUCCUUCAAUCCUACCAAUCUGCCCAUGUUCACGUACCUGCCAACCCAUCUUUACCACCUAUAAAAUACAAUGUUCGACGAAAUCCCGAAUCAACAGAAUUGAGAGAAUUCUUACCUUUCAACUCGUACAAUUUCGAUGAUUUGAAAUCGAACGAAUUGACAGAGGCCAACAAGUACUUUGCAAGAGGUAAAUUCGUAGAGGCUUUGGCUGCGUUUAGGACGGUAUUGCAGAAGUUGAUCAUGGUUGUGGUGACUGAUGAGGGUGAUGCUACUGAGAUCAAAGACCUCGUAACUUUGUGCCGAGAGUACAUCAUUGGAUUGACCAUGGAAGUUGAACGACGACGACUAGUAUCUGAAGAACCUGAAAACGUGAAACGAAACUUGGAAUUAGCGGCUUACUUCACACAUUGUCAAUUGGCUCAACAGCAUGUUCAACUAGCUUUGAGAUCCGCUAUGAAAGUAUUCAGCGAUGCUGGUAACCAUGCUACUGCUGCCGUGUUCGCUAGAAGGUUGAUAGAUACUAGACCGGCUGGUGCGCAGGUGGUCACUCAGGCCAGAGCAGUUCUCGCUCAAGGUGAUCGAAAUCCUCGUGAUAACCAUGAGAUUACAUACGAUCAAUUCACCUCAUUCGAUAUCUGUCCUGCAUCACUCACUCCGAUCUAUCAAGGAUCACCAUCUGUCAUCUCACCUUAUACAGGUGCGAAAUACCUCCCUGAAUUCAAAGGUAGUGUAUGUAAAGUAGAUGAGAUUACUCAAGUUGGAUUGACAGCUAGUGGAUUAAGGAAUAAGGUAUAG
This is a messenger RNA of Kwoniella botswanensis, 3681 nucleotides long. RefSeq lists its product as uncharacterized. Gene Ontology annotation, molecular function: protein binding; structural molecule activity. Gene Ontology annotation, cellular component: COPI vesicle coat. The transcript is spliced from 13 exons. The record is from RefSeq and is a predicted model, not a curated record. NCBI's taxonomy places the organism in Eukaryota, Fungi, Basidiomycota, Tremellomycetes, Tremellales, Cryptococcaceae. Bases 1 to 3681 code for a protein of 1226 amino acids. Gene Ontology annotation, biological process: intracellular protein transport; intra-Golgi vesicle-mediated transport; retrograde vesicle-mediated transport, Golgi to endoplasmic reticulum.